GGCAAACAUGGAGUCCCGGGCGGGCCGGAGCGCGGGGCGGCGCGGAGCCCGGCGGCCCCGCCGCCUUUGUGCGGGCCGGGCCGGGGGCCGCCCCCGCCGGGAAAAGUUUGUGGGAGUCGCGGGUGGGCGCGGGGAGGGGGGGGUUCGUCCCCUUUCCGCGGCCUUUCCAACUUGGCCGAUGUCGGGUGUUCGGUCGGGGCUGGUUUUGGGCCGGCUUUAACCAGGAGAGAUCGGCGGGCAGCUCCACCAUGUCGGAUAGUGACCUCGGGGAGGACGACAGCGCCACAUCCCCGGACCCCUCGCAGUCCAACAAGAGGAAGAGAAGGGGCAACCUCCCCAAGGAGUCGGUGAAGAUCCUCCGGGACUGGCUGUACGAGCACCGCUUCAAUGCCUACCCCUCGGAGCAGGAGAAGCUCAGCCUCUCGGGGCAGACCAGCCUCUCCGUGCUGCAGAUCUGCAACUGGUUCAUCAACGCCAGGAGGCGGCUGCUCCCCGACAUGCUGCGCAAGGACGGGAAGGACCCCAACCAGUUCACCAUCUCCCGCCGAGGGGGCAAAGCUGGUGACGUGGCCCUGCCGCGGGGGGCUGCUGCCGGCUCCGGGGUGCUGGUGGUACCUCCCGUGACGGCGGCGGGGGGGGCCUCCAAGGUGCUGUCGAUGUCCGUGUGCCCGCAGGUACUGUGCCACCCCGCCCAGGCGCUGGGCAGCAACCUGAGGGUGGUGAGCGCCCACAGCCCCGAGCGGGAGAAGCCCCCCGGCCCGCAGCGAGCGGAGCCGGACCCUGUCCCGAAAGCGCCGCUGGGUGCUGCCGGCAGCACCAUGGCCUUGCUGGCCCGGGCCGAGGCGGCCAGCCCCACCAGCGGACUCUUCAACACGCCGCCCCCCACGCCCCCCGAGCUCUUCGGCGACGACUUCAGCAGCUUCCAGCUGCUGGUGGAGGUGGCCCUGCAGAAGGCGGCCGAGCUGGAGUCGCAGCGGCAGGGUGGGCAGCUGCCCCUCUCGCCCCAGACUGAGCCCCCGGCGGCCUCCCUCUCCAAAUAACCUCCCGGGCCAGGUCCCGCAGGGUGCCCUUCCCUGGGGGGGCGCCCGGCCCUCCCAGCCUUGUGCCACCCAUCUGCCGGCACCCCCCGGCCAGCUCAUCUGGGAAGCGGACUCCAGCCUCCCGGGGGGGCUCUGGUCUCCGUCAGCCGAGGGGGCAGAGGAAGGACUUGUCCCAUGCCGCCACCCUCUCGCCGGGGAAAUGCCCCCCCCACCCCCACCCGCCGCCCUUGCUGCCGAGGACGGUGCCCCGGCUGCGCGGGAGGACGCGGCUGCUGCGCUCUGGCUGGUGUGAAAAGACCUUUGCAGCUUUACUGACCUCUCUCCCCGCCGCUGCCGCCGGUUUCUGUGGAGCCCCCCCUCGGAAAACCUGCUGACUUCUUUUUCUCUCUCCUGUAAACAAGGGUCCAGCCAACACUGUUUCUUUAGGGAGAGAAAGAGAGAAUUUACUAUUUUUUUUUUUUUUUUUUUAAAAGUUGGUGUCUGUUUUAAGGACUAUGGAUGAAAAGCUUUUUCUCCCAAAUCUCCGAUUCCCGCCCCUUCCCUUCCCCCCCCCCCUUUUUUUUUUCCCUUUUGUUUGUGGAGGGCCUUUCUGGUACCUUGUGCUGGCGGGGAGCCCUGCCUUGCCUAGGGAAGGGCAAAGGACAGAUGAACUGGAAACCUGAAAUCUGUGGCAUUUUUUCCACACGGAAAACAUGGGACCCUCCUCUUCUGCCUUAGGGUGUUACAGAUGCUGCCAGUAGAAAUCUCUAUGGUGCUGUUUAGCAAUUUUUUUGUUGAAACGUUUUCCCUUUAAUUGUGAUUUAUGAUAUGAUUUUUUUUUUUUUUUUCUUCUAUAAGCAUAAGCAUUUCCACAACUUCCCCGUGCUUCUCUCGAGUUCCUGCUGAAUGUGUGCACAUUGUGUCCCGGAACAGAGAGCGCGUCGGCAGAGCCCGCGAGACGCUGACCGCAGGCUGCUGCUGGGGGUGGACGCAAAGCCGAGACUGUGAAAUUUUGUAUCCCACUUCUUUAUUCUCUUUUUUUUUUUAAAAAAAAAACAAAAAAACAAAAACAAAAAACAAAAACACAUUUGGAAAGAGGCGUGUUGUGGGCAUGGGCAGGUGUGUUCUUCUGCAAGUGCAGCGCUCGCAGCCUGCAGACCACAGUUCCUGGAAAGCAAGAGUCGUGUCAUCAGCCAAGCGCUGACGAACUGCCCCGGGAAGGCGGAGGGACCGAGUCCUGUCGCUCCCUGUCCCCGCUCCUGCUCCCGCUCUCCGGGGCUGAGCGUGGCCGUGCCCGGCUGUGCAGUGCUGGUGACCUCUAGUGACAAGCCGGUGUCUGCUGGGAGCUGGCCGGGUGGCUCUGGGGCAGUUCCUGGCUGGGCAUCGCUCGCUGUCACCGAGCGGGAGCCUGGGCGCCGCGCUGCUCCUGGGACUGAGAUAAUGCUGUUUCGCUGGAAAAUGUUAAGUUAAAUAGCGAUACGUACGCACCUAUGUUAUCUAUCCUGAGAAACACUAAUCCUAGGUAAUUAGCCUGAUUAUUAAAUUGCAUGACUAGAGAUAAUAACGUCCACAGGAUCUGGUGCUCUGCGGUGGUUGGAGCCAGCGGUGCUGGGGGAGCAGCACGCUGUGGGAUGAUGGGGCCUGGAAGGCAAAAGCACUGAUUUUUGGGGACUGGUAUUUCCCACCCCCGCCCCCUUUCUUGAUGGAGAAGGUGACAGGGGAGAGGAGUUCCCGGGUGCUCGGGGUGGGGGUGUAGGAAGGCUUGCCAGUGGUGUGUCGCGCUGGGCGGGUGCCCCCGUGCAGUGCAGGGAUGGCUCCAGCUCCGGCACUGCCCGGCUGGGCAGUGGGCCCCACUUCAGGUGGGGCCGCGAACACCUUCCUCAUCUCCCCCAGCUCCAUUUUAUGUCCAGCCUUUGCUCUCUGCCUCCUUUCUGAGGAAAGCCCUGAAUUUUAGGAGUCCCUCCCUUAUUUCUAGGUAGCCCUUCUCCCUGCCAGCCCCUACCGUUCUGUUUCCUCCCCCAGGGGAGGGAGAGGCUUUUUCCUCUCCUCCCUUCAUUUUGCCCCAGUCGAACCAAAGUGGUUUCCUCCCCCGGGGGCAGGAGUGCUACAGCCCUGCCUGUGCCAUGGACCAGUGCUGCCGCCCUGGGGACGGACCAGAAAGAAUGGGGAGGGCAGGGAUUAUUGGAACAAAAUUUAUGGAGCAAAAAACUACUGUAAAUAUCUUUUUGUUUGUUCUUCUGUUGUCAAAUAAAAGUUUUUUAGUUUUGGUUGUGGUUUUUUUUUGAGUUUGUUAUUUUUUUGGGGGGGUUUGUUUUUUUUUUUUUUUUUUAAAUAUGAGCUGUGCCUGAGGGUAGACUAUGUCAUUUGUGGAUGGCUCGCUUGCUCCUCCCUCACCACCUCCUGACACUCAGCCAAAGCAGCUUAAGAGGUCUAAGGAGCAUUGCUGGGUGUGGAAAAAAAAAAAAUGGGCCCAGUGCCUGGCACGGGCCUGCGCCUGCCCUACCAGCGUUUGGUCUGACAGCUGUUAUGUGCUUGCUUCCCAUAGCAUUUGAUCCCGGGGCCUGGGAGCCAGAAAGCCUUUGGCAGAGGACUGGUGCAUUUCUGUCAUCCCUCCUCCUGGGCAGCACCAGAAAAGCGAGACGGUAUCCCUGCUAGCCCCUUGGCAAAGGAAGAAAGGUGAGGCUCCACCGCACACAGUUUGCUGGGGCAGGAAUCCUGCGAGGGGCAGCAGGGGGUCUUGCAGAGCUGCUCCUGGAGCAGCAGCCACGGCCAGCCUUGCUCUGCCCCGGAGGGCAGGGGCAUGGACCCAAAGGCUGCUGCAUUGCCAGCACGGACGCUGGCAGCACAGGCACCGCAGCAAGGCGGUGAUACCCCCCACCCAUCACUGGGCAGGGGCUGUGGAAGGAUGGAGGUACCUGGCCUCCAGCCAGCCCCCGCCCCCCCAGCUCUGCCUGCCCCUGCUGCGGCCUCAAGUAGCACCUCAGGGGUCCUGAGCUGCACAGAGGUGCCUUUGCCGGGCCAGGCCCCGGGGACACCCAGGCAGGUUGGGCAGAGCCUCAGGGAUCUGUACUUGCCCCCAUGGGGAAGGGGCCACUGGCCCCCAGCAGGCCUCAGGCACACCCAGCUGCAGGGCGAUGGGCAGACAUGUCCCGCAGGCACAAGGAGAGCAGUGGCAGGGGGCACACAGCCACCACCCAUCCUUGCCCUCCAGCACAGCGCUGACUGUCCUUACCCGGGGGGGGGCACGGCUCUGCCCUCGCCAUUGCCUCCCAGGGCAGCAGCUGGGACUUGUAGUCCCAGGCGGGGUCCAGCCGGCAGACCACUGCCAGCCCUGUCCCAGCCCUGCAGUCCCCCUCUCUGGCCUGUGCUGCUCUGCCCUAAGCACCCUCAGGCAUUGCGUUGAGCGCAGAAAAGCCUUGUUAACAUGACACUUCCAUACUUCUCAUGCCACAGCCAACACUGCCCCGAAAAUACCCACAUGGGGGUGUAAGGCUUUGGGAGACCCUCCCUUGGCAGCUGCAUCCCCCGUCGAUGCCUAGGCCCCAAACCAGCAGAAACAGAAGCUAAAGUUACGUGUCGCGAGGGUCUCUGAACCCACAGGACCAUGUUUGUAAGCGGCAAUGUGAUCCAUCUCUGUCCUGCUUCCUGCGUG
Molecule: messenger RNA, 4671 nt
Organism: Chroicocephalus ridibundus (black-headed gull)
Lineage: Eukaryota; Metazoa; Chordata; Aves; Charadriiformes; Laridae
Gene: TGIF2
Product: TGFB induced factor homeobox 2
Exons: 3
Coding region: 249-1040 (263 amino acids)
Biological process (GO): negative regulation of transcription by RNA polymerase II
Molecular function (GO): DNA-binding transcription repressor activity, RNA polymerase II-specific; RNA polymerase II cis-regulatory region sequence-specific DNA binding
Source: RefSeq, a predicted model, not a curated record